Messenger RNA from Erinaceus europaeus (western European hedgehog), 2629 nucleotides. It is a transcript of the gene MCCC1, whose product is annotated as methylcrotonyl-CoA carboxylase subunit 1. Bases 116 to 2293 code for a protein of 725 amino acids. Lineage: Eukaryota; Metazoa; Chordata; Mammalia; Eulipotyphla; Erinaceidae. The transcript is spliced from 19 exons. Gene Ontology annotation, cellular component: mitochondrion. The record is from RefSeq and is a predicted model, not a curated record. Gene Ontology annotation, molecular function: methylcrotonoyl-CoA carboxylase activity; ATP binding; metal ion binding.
GAGCUGGACGGUGGCCCGCAGAGGACAAUAGACUUGCGGGGCGGAGGCAAGGUUUUGCCUGGUGUGGGACACUGCCAGCCUGUCCAGGUGUGGGAGGGCGGCUGGGCUGCAGGUCAUGACGGCGGCCUCUGCGGUGUCUGUGCGGCUGGUGUCCGUGGAGAGGAACCGCUGGCAGAGCGUCCCCAGCCUGCUGUUUUCGACUAGGAGAUGGACAUGGAAACAAAGAACCAUGAAGUAUUCAGCAUCCACAGGACAGAACAUUACCAAGGUGCUUAUUGCAAACCGAGGAGAAAUUGCCUGCAGAGUGAUACGAACAGCCCGGAAAAUGGGUGUGCAGUCUGUGGCUGUUUACAGCGAGGCGGACAAGAAUGCCUUGCAUGUGGACAUGGCAGACGAGGCAUAUUGCAUUGGCCCCGCUCCCUCCCAGCAGAGCUACCUUUCCAUGGAGAAAAUCAUUCAGGUGGCUAAGAUCUCUGCUGCCCAGGCAAUCCAUCCAGGAUAUGGUUUUCUUUCAGAAAAUAUGGAAUUUGCUGAACUUUGCAAGCAAGAAGGAAUUAUUUUUAUAGGCCCUCCUUCAGCUGCAAUUAGAGACAUGGGCAUAAAGAGCACAUCCAAGGCCAUAAUGGCUGCCGCCGGAGUCCCUGUUGUAGAAGGGUAUCAUGGAGAGGACCAGGCAGACCAGUGCCUGAAGCAGCACGCUGCGAGGAUUGGCUAUCCCGUCAUGAUCAAAGCUGUCCGGGGCGGUGGGGGAAAGGGAAUGAGGAUUGCUAGAUCAGAACAAGAAUUUCAAGAACAGCUAGAAUCAGCACGGAGAGAAGCUAAGAAGUCUUUCAACGACGAUGCCAUGCUGAUCGAGAAGUUUGUGGACACACCCAGGCAUGUAGAGGUCCAGGUGUUUGGAGAUCACCAUGGCAAUGCCGUGUACUUGUUUGAAAGAGACUGCAGUGUGCAGAGGAGACAUCAGAAGAUCAUCGAGGAGGCCCCAGGGCCUGGCAUUGAGCCUGAAGUAAGAAAAAAACUUGGAGAGGCUGCAGUCAGAGCUGCUAAGGCUGUAAAUUAUGUUGGAGCAGGAACUGUGGAGUUUAUUAUGGACUCCAAGCACAAUUUCUACUUCAUGGAGAUGAAUACAAGGCUGCAAGUGGAACAUCCUGUCACUGAGAUGAUCACAGGAACUGACUUGGUGGAGUGGCAACUCAGGGUUGCAGCAGGAGAGAAAAUUCCUUUGAGCCAGGAAGAAAUACCCCUGCAAGGCCACGCCUUUGAAGCUCGAAUAUAUGCAGAAGAUCCGAACAAUAACUUUAUGCCAGGGGCUGGCCCACUCAUGCACCUCUCCACCCCUCAGGCAGACCUGUCCACUAGGAUUGAAACUGGGGUGCGGCAAGGAGACGAAGUGUCAGUAUAUUACGAUCCCAUGAUUGCGAAGCUGGUGGUGUGGGCUGCAGACCGCCAGGCAGCUCUGACAAAACUGAGGUACAGCCUUCGACAGUACAAUAUCGUCGGGCUACACACCAACAUUGACUUCCUUCUCAGCCUGGCCGGCCACCCAGAGUUUGAAGCUGGAAAUGUGCACACUGAUUUCAUCCCUCAACACCGGGAAGAACUCUUACCCAGUCGGAAGGCCUUCAACAAAGAGCUGUUAUGCCGGGCAGCUCUGGGUCUCAUCCUCAAGGAGAAAGCUAUGUCUGAGGUUUUCAAAACUCAGACACAAGAUCGAUACUCUCCAUUUGCAUCCAGCAGUGGGAGAAGAUUGAAUAGUUAUUAUACCAGAAACUUAACUCUCAGGGAUGGUAAAAACAAUGUAGCCAUUGCUGUUACAUAUCACCAUGAUGGGUCAUACAGUAUGCAGAUUGAAGAUAAAAUUUUCCAAGUGCGUGGUUACCUUUCCACUGAGGAAGACUGCACCUACCUGAAAUGUUCUGUUAAUGGAGCUGCUAGUAAAACUAAGCUGAUUAUCCUGGAGAACACUAUCCACCUAUUUUCCAUGGAAGGCAGUAUUCAGAUUGACAUCUCAGUCCCCAAGUACUUGUCUUCAGUGAGCUCAGAAGGAACUCAGGGAGGUACCGUCGCCCCCAUGACUGGGACAAUUGAAAAGGUGUUUGUGAAAGCAGGAGACAGAGUGAAAGCUGGAGAUUCUCUAAUGGUUAUGAUUGCCAUGAAAAUGGAGCACACCAUCAAGGCUCCCAAGGAUGGCACAGUCAAGAAGGUGUUCUACAAAGAAGGUUCUCAGGCCAACAGACACGCACCACUAGUGGAGUUUGAGGAAGAGGAAUCGGAGAGAAGGGACGCAGAAUGAACUCUCUCAGAGAAAUGGCUGCCUCACCUCAGCAGUAUAUUUCAAGUACAGUGUCUCUCCACCACAAAGAAAAAGUGCCUUCCUGCUUUCCUCCAGGUUAAUAGUCCGUUAUCAAGUGAAUGUAUAAUCAUGCUAAAACCCUUUCAGACUUAAGAAUCGUGUAUGUGGGUUGCUAAUACAAUAAAUGAUCUCAAAAUAUUUCACACGAAUGAAAUUGAAUUGUACUUUUUCAGUGGUGACCAAUGUAGUGUUUGCCACAGCCUGUCUCACUGAUUGUAAUGUUUUUAGGAAGACAGGAAACCAUUUGAUUAAAAGAGAAUGAUUGGAAAAGAAAAA